AUGAAGUACCCUGCCUCCUCCGUCCUUCUCGCCAUCGGCCUCACGGCCCUCACCCAUGCCGCCCCCGGAAAAAUAAUGCGGAAGGGCACGUGCCAUUCCUCCAACUACUUGGUCGGGGAUCCACCAGAGAUCUGGGGGUCUUCAUGCGGUCUGAACGCGAUCGACAAGGACCGGACGCUGAAGUCAAAUUUUUUAGACCUCGUCGUUCGAGUUAUCAAGGGCCGCGAGUACAUUCCCUGCGACCCUCACCAUCAUUGCCAGAAGUCGGGCGAUCCCUGCGAGGUUGUCUACGAAGAAGAUACUGGGCUCCUGGUUAACUGCGAUUUGUGA
Molecule: messenger RNA, 330 nt
Organism: Anthostomella pinea
Lineage: Eukaryota; Fungi; Ascomycota; Sordariomycetes; Xylariales; Xylariaceae
Source: the annotation of a GenBank genome assembly